UCAGUGGUAAGUGGGUCUCUUGAUUUGCGCCAUGCAGAAGUCGCAGAGCUUCUCGGUGAUGUACCGCUGCUUCUCGCUGAUCGACGCCUUGGCCUCGUGCAGCGUAUUCCACGGCACUCGAAUGAUGCUCCAACCACAGCGCCUGAUAAGGGAAGAGAUGGAUGGACGCGUGUGCGUGCGUGUGUGUGUGUGGGGCCAGCCAUUGCUGACGUACUUGAGUAGUCUUUCCCCGAACCUGACGGCCCCACUCCGCCGCCAGUGUGGCUCGUCCCAGUGCCGUAUCAGGUGGCUGUGGCUCUCCACCUCUGCAUGGACACACACAAACACACACACACAACACAAGGAUGAGCUGCUGUGUGUCCAUCGGCUGGCAGGUGGCUCGCUGACCGAUGAUUAUCUUUCUGUCGGGCAUUGCGAAGUGCACCGUGAUGCCCUCGGGGGUCACGUACUGAGGCACAAACGUCAGACCUGCACCAUCCAACCAUCGAUGCGAUGCGCACACAUCAACACAUAUGCGGGACUAACAGGCCAUCCACGUCAAGCCCUCUCUCUCUCUGUCUCUGUGUGUGUGUGUGUGUGUCUGGGUGGCCUGACCGAGUGAUCUGAGUGUCUUCUCGAGGUCCUGGUGCACCUCCUGGAAGCGGUACUGGCGCUGCAGAGGGUUGAGGAAGUGGUACUGGCAGUGCUGCAGCGACCCACGACGCAACCCCACCGACGAUGCCAACACAUCCCCUUGGCCUACCCCCAGCCCCCCACCCCGCCCCACUCGGACACUCUCCUUCUCAUCGUCGGCUGCACCGGCCUUCUCUAUCUGGAACCCAAGAUGGGCCGCAAAUACCUGAGAGAGAGAGAGAGAGAGAGAGCACCAUCGCGUGGUUCGGUGUGUGUCUCUCUAUUGUGAGUGGCCCACCAGUCUGGCAGUGUUGGGGUCAGCCUGGCUCCAGUCAAGGUUGAGGAUGACGCCGAACAGCUCCCGGUCGUAGACGCCCAGGACGGCCGCACUCCACGCCAUCGUGGCCAAGUCGGACGCGGCGAAGUUGACAGGCACGCCGUGACGCACUAUGUCGGCCUUGAGCCGACGACGGAUCUCCAGUAGAAUGGCACUGGACGAACAGCACAGCAAGAGCAGCACGAGGUGAGGUGCAUGGCAUGGAUGAGUGUGUGUGUAUGGGUGUGUGGGUCAGCGCGGCAGCGCACCCGAUGAGUCGUUGGUUUGUGUAAGCGUUCCAUGCACAUGCGAAGAGGACCCAUGAGAGGUGUGUGCUGGACAGCUCCUUGAUCCGCGCCCCCCCGUCCCGCAGCAGCUCCUCGGACAGCGCCAGAAACAGACCAUGGUGGUUGUACCCUGAUGGAUGGAUGGAUGGUUGGAACAAACACAAACACACACACAGACAGACACACACAGGCGGAAGUCCAUGCGGUGCGGCGUGCUGUGGAGCGGGUAUCCAUCGGCUGGCUGACCGAAUCGGCCAAAGUAGAGGAAUGUCGAGGCCAGAACAGUCGACGGCAAUUGCUGAAGGGAAGGAAGCGCACACAGAGAAGCAGAGAAAGAAAGAAAGAUCACACUGUGUGCAGUGCACUCAUCGCCCGGCCCCCACCCACCUCGAUGUGCUCUGGUGCACUCAAUUGGUCGCCUAUGGACUCCAGCAGCCGCAGCGGGCGGUACAGGUAACCGUCCUGACACACAGACAGACAGACAGACACACACAGUGAGAGAGGAGGAGUAUGCUGCGUGAGUCCGCUCACCUCUGCAAAUGCGCUCAGCAGGAGCUGGUGCUCCUGGGGCCCGAUGGCGCCCUCGUCGCAAGGGGCAGAGAAGGCCUACAUUACAUUGUGUGGGGCCAACAGCACAGCACAUCACAGCAUCACACCAUGAAUGGCUCACGGGUUGCCUCACCGCUUCCGCCAGUUUCCAGAAGGCCGAGUCGAUGAUGGACCGUGCCGUAGCGUUAGCCGUCCCGUUGCUCUCCUCGACUUUUCUGGAUGUGUCAUCGGCACCGGCGGUGGCCUCGCCACCAAUUUGGGCGCUGAGUGAUGCCAGUGCAUAGACGAGGCGGGAGCCGACCUGCGGCGAGAGGCGGAAGAGCGACAGGGGCGAUGUGAGGGUCGCGUCGGGUGGUGUUGCUCCCGACACGCCAGUCGCACUCCCCGCAGAAGAGAUGUCGUCGUGCGUGUUGGUAGUGGUGCAGCACUCGUCGUCUGUCACCAGUGAGGGCGACGGCUGUCCUCCAUCAUGUGUAAAGGUGGUGUCCGAUGCGACCACCUUGGACUCCUUCAGGCACCCUCCUCCCGACUUUUGCUGCUGCUGCUGUGGCGGUCUCUUUGGCACAGGGGUGAAGGUGUCGAAUGAUGACGCGGCACCGGCAGCCGGGCCACCAUUGUCUUCACCAGUGGGGCCGUCCAUUUGUGGGAAGAGGCAGGGCCGAUCGCCGGGAGGGGAGGAAGGAGAGAGAGAGGGCCGGGACGCACUAGCAGCGACUUGAUGCGCCUGACCAGAACCUUUGGGCCUCUGUUGCCUCCCUGCCUCGCCCUCACUCCUCCUUCCGUCGCGCCUCCUUUUUGCCAUCGCCCGCCUGAGGUCUGUCCAUGAGGCAGCCUUGACCACAUCCACCACGGCGGCCAGCAGCUGGCUGACGUCACUGGCACACUGCCUGUGGCUCGAGGCGGUGAGGAGCUGCGCCACUCGCCCAGGUUUUCCUUCGUGUUGCAAUGAUUGAGGCGAUGGGACAGGAAUGGGGCCGAAGAACUUGUCCUCUUUCCUCCUCCGGCGGGUCAUCACGGUGCCGCCUGGGGUGGUCUCCUGCUGCAAGUUGCCGAGCAUUUCGACGUCAUCUUCUGCUGCCGCCAGACCCAGAGCCGAUGCAGGGGGCAGGGAGGAAGGGUCACGAGCGUCAGCCCUCAUGAGUUGUGCGAAGAUCAUCCUGUAGCCCCAUAGCAGGCGCCGGAUGAGGUUGCCGCUCAGCUGCCUCUCCUUCCUCAUCAGCUGCACCCGCAGCGCAGCCUCCAUCCCGCCCCCAUUGCCGCGCUGCUUCACCCGAGCGGCCGCCCGCCGCCUCCGAAGCACACGCAGAUAGUCCCCCAGCCGUCCGGCGCACUCUCGCGCAACCGAUGCACAUAAGGCCAGGGUCAUGUCCCCGGCAGCGGAGACCAUCUUGAUGGCGCCCGCCUGGAGAGCGAUGCCGUGGGCGAUGAGCAGGUUGACGAGGGAGAAGAAGGGGAAGGACGACAGCGACAGUGAAGCAGGGUGGUCAGGGGCUGCCAGCCGGCGGGACACCUCGCUGAACACCUCAGCACAGAGCUCCCUCACGGCCACAGCUGCUGAUGUGUCGGCUGGGGUGGUGGGGCCACCUCCACAACCACCGUACCCGGAGGCCCACUUGGCUGCGUAUGCACGCUCCUCUUGCUCGGCCAAGAGUUGCCUCGACAUCUGGGCAACGGACCACAGCAGGUCGCUUAACGCGCUCCCGUCCAGCUCAUCCAACUUCCGACGAUUCUCCGGGUGUUGCUGCCUCAGCAGCUCCCCCACAGCGACCUUGAGCAGCCGCUCGUGCACCACACGCGCCUUGGCGAGCCCCAGCAGGAUGCGCACCAGCACGUCGCCACUGAACACUUCCGCGUUGCGCAUCACCUCCUGAGCCACACGCCGGUAGAAUGCCGAGUGGACAAUGCCCGAGCGGGCCACCGACUGGGAAAGCUGCCCCAGGUGGUCGCUUCUGAAGUCACUCAGCCUGUCUCUGCUGGCCUUGUUGCGCGCAGAGUGGAGGUGUGUGUGUGGGUGGGGCACCAGCAGCCGCUCUAUCACCAUGGGCAGGUAGAUGGCCGCCAAGGGGACAGGCGCGUCCCUGGAGCGGCGGUCAGCUGAUUGAGAGAUUGCGGUUGAGGGCCGCUGGAUGACGAUGCCGCUCUUGGCGAUGGCCGAGGCGAUCCUGGCGAUGUGUGACGGGCCCAUGUCGUCGAAACGGUCCAGGAACGACUGAAUGAUGCACACAGUGAAUGGUGAGUGGUGGCUGCUGAUGUGUUUCAUUACUCACCUUCAGCAGUGCCUGGUUCCAUUGCUGCAUCCACGGGAGCUGCCCGAGAUUGCUCCUGGGGGAGUGGGCGAUGCUGGCGAUCCGAUUCACCGCCCAGAUGCAAGCUGUCAAGUCACUGUAACCAAGAAGCAAGCCAAAGAUACGGUUCCCAUCUCUGUCGGCUGUCUGCAGUUUGGCCUUUUGGUAGCUUACCCAGCAUUGAGGUGCCCCAGGUUAACGGUCAUCCCCAGUGCCUCCGGCCUGCUCACGACAGCCGACGGCGGUAGCCGCAACACCGCACCACCACCACCACCAGCACCACCGCCAGCACCCACAGCAGCGCUCUGAGCCCUCUCACGCCGACCAGCCGUCCGGUCCGCCCGCCCAAUGAACACAGCCGGGGGCGCCUCGACCGCAUAGUGGUCGCUUGCAUACGAGUAGGCAAAGUGUGGUGGGGGGGAGGGCGGGGUCUCGGGCAGCUGCUUGGAGGCGAUGUUUGACGACAGGGGGAACACGGCCACGGCUGGCGGUGGCGGCGUGGAGGAGGCUGCUUGUGUGUGUGUGGCGGGGUGGGAGAGGAAGAGCCCACUGACUUGUUGGGUGAGGGUGAUGAGUGUGGGGUCGCCUCGGGUGGCGAGUAGGUGCGGCAGCUCCUCCGCGACGUUGCCGAGGGCCCACACGAGGUAGAUAAGGGUCUUGGGCUCCAGCACCAGCCGGGGAUCGGCUAUAUACGAGGAGGGGUCGGCCACGCCGUCUGCCGGCACACCAGCCAGAACGGCCUGCCGAGCAGUAAACCGGUCAGAUAUCUCCCUAAAUGAAGGCACCAAACAGAGGGAGAGAACAUGUCUUCAGAAACGAGCAGAAGGUGCAUGGAUGAGCGUGUGUCAUGCAUUCCAUUCCAUUCCAUGCCGUGCCUUCCCUCAUCGACGGACCUGCCGAGCAUGGUGAGUGCGUCGUCUUGUGACGGUCUGAGGCUGGUGAGGCUGCCCAGCGCCUUGACGAGCCACUCGAGCGACACCCUGUCGAGGUCCGACUUGCUCCACAGGGUCGGCUCUGCCAGGGCCUCGGACGCGCGCAUCAGCCACGGUGGCGGCUUCCGACGAUGGCGCCCUGACGUCAUUUAGCAAGUGAGAGAGCGAAAUGGAACGAGAGGCGUGAAUUGGAUGAGGUGCGGCUGUGUGCUUACAUGGUUGGGGGUAGCUUCGCGAAAGGAUCCACAAGAGCUGCGCGCGACCAGUGGGUGUCAACGACUGCAACAACAAACGCACAGAACCAUGCCAUGGGUCGUCUGUCCCUCCACUCUCUCGCACUUUCACCACUCCCUCCCUUACCGCAGCGGUGAUGUUGUUGGUCUCGAUGUGUUCCCACAGCUGCACGGCAUCCACUCCACCCUCCACCCUCAUGCGCGCCUUGCCGCUCACAAGCCGAUCCAACGCCGUCAGCGGGGCCCUCCGCUUCAGCGACCUCCAUUUGUACAGAUCACCAUGCGACGUCGACUCGGCACUCAUCAGACCGCUCACCACCGCCUGCAGGUCUCUUUGUGCAUCUGAUACACCAUCUGCCAGCCGAGGGGGGCCGUCUGAGAGGUCCUGGAUGGCUUGGCUCACUCGGGCGAGCUUCGGGCUGCUGUUGACGGCAGGGUCGCCCCGUUCACCGAGUUCCUUCACGCCGGUGACCAGACAAUGGUGCACUGUGCGGCUGCCCCCCUUGUGUGCCUCGCUGAUGAUCCACAGGGCGUUCAGAAGGGCGCCGCUGUCGCAUGCGCGCCGCACCGAUGGUUCCAGAAACACCACAGCCAUUCGCUCAAAGAACAGCUGCAAGAGGUCCGUCAGCUUUGCUGGUGUGUCACUGCCGGCGGCCAUCUGCCGCUGAAUGGCGAAGAGCGACAGGAGCUGAGAGUUGAGGGUGUCGAUCGCCGCUGGAUCAGCAGCGGCAGAUGCCGCCAGCACCGGCACAUCACCGUGCACCACCGUUGCAAUGAGCUGAUAGAGCAUCCCGCCUUCGCCAUCCUCUUGGCGCCUCUGCAGCAGACCGCUGAGCACUGCCGGCUGCUGAACAGCCAACGACACUAGCUGCCGCAACAGCUGCGCCCUCUCGCCCACACGAUCACCUUUCCUCUGCAUGCCGGCAGCUGGUUGGUCCUCCAGUAGUGCCUCCAUCCUUGCCACCACAUCGUUCUCCGACCGGACAACGCCAGACGGCCUGGCCGUUGUCUCGGUGUCAGGCUGCAGCACACGGGGCAGCGAGGGCGCGCCAUGAGAGCUCUCCGCGCCCUUCUUUGCAGGUCCCAUCUGGGCGUGCAGGUCGGGCCCUUGACCAUUGGGCUGCUCAGCGUCAUUGGGUGUCGCCUCAGUGUAAUGCCGUCGCGCCGGUGUCUUCUUUGUCCUCCUCUGUCUGCCCCGUCCAUUAGCUCCAGACCGCAGAUCCAGGGCAGCGGCCCGGACGUCGACCGUCGCAGCACCGCUGUCACCUCUCUGCUGUUGCAUGAUGAGCGGGAGCUGGGCUGACCGGAGCCGCCUCAAAGACCUGCAGCGGUGAUGAGAUGAGGAUGGCAGCGAGCGACACGGGGCGCCGGUUCUCGUGCAUGGUCGAUGAAGGAAGGCGUCGAGACGAAGGUGCUGCUGGCGAGAAUGCUCAGCUGCAGUUGAUGUGAUUGUGGUCUUGCUUGCCAUAGAGGCCAAGACAGCAUAGAUCAGCGCCAGCGCCACCCUUUGCCGCAUCCGUGUGUGCGUCCUGAUCAUCCCAAUCGUAGAUCAGCCAUCAAGAUCUGCAACCCUUGGGAUCUGGACAAG
This is a messenger RNA of Vitrella brassicaformis, 6802 nucleotides long. Lineage: Eukaryota; Vitrellaceae. The record is from the annotation of a GenBank genome assembly.